This is a messenger RNA of Penicillium daleae, 1662 nucleotides long. RefSeq names its product putative C2H2 finger domain protein. NCBI's taxonomy places the organism in Eukaryota, Fungi, Ascomycota, Eurotiomycetes, Eurotiales, Aspergillaceae. The record is from RefSeq and is a predicted model, not a curated record. Bases 1 to 1662 code for a protein of 553 amino acids. The transcript is spliced from 2 exons.
AUGGCUUCGUUCAAAGUAUGUGGCUUCAAUGCCGACUCCCAAUUUCUUGGCUUUGGCCCUGAGUCCUCUUUCUCCUCCUCCCUCCCCUCCCACAUUCGGUCGCCGUUCAAUGUACUGAUGGUGUUGCCACCCACCCAGGAAUUGUCCCUCUCGCGUCCUCUCCCCAACACCACCCCACGACAACACGCUCACUCGAUAUCGCUGGGUGCCGUCAAUGCCAACCACCGCAUAACCCGCCGCAAGAGUGUGACCACCGCCGCAGCCCAUGCCGCGGCCGCGAUCGCCGCGUCGAUGAAGGAAGGCGGCGAGGCCGCUUCGCUCCCCAUGGGUGCUGCGCAUCGUCGGAGCCUGGGGGCCCGAAAGGGACUGGAAUCCACUUCGGUCGGAGGUGCCUCUGGAUUUAGUUCAUACCUGUCUCGAAGUAUGAACAGCCCCAGCCAGGAACCACCAGUCGCUCGCAAGCCCUCUCCCAGCAACUCCGACGAGGACGGCAAGCCCAUUCCCAAGGGUCGCAACCGUCGAGCCAGCGAAGGUGCCCACAUGAAGACCGAUGGGAAGCGUAACCCCGCGGACCUCCGCUGCGACCGUUGCGGCAAAGGAUAUAAGCAUGGCAGCUGCUUGUCCAAGCAUAUGUGUGUAUCCCCCAUGUCGCCCGGCCGUCUUCUCGUUCGAUCGGGAGUAUGCACCAUGUCGGCUCUGUGCAGGUCGCCCUCGUGGUCAUUCAACCCCCCUCUCGUCGUCAUUCCUCCCUCAAUCUCCCCUCACUACUUUACCAUUUUUAUCUUCCUCGUUCCCCCCCCACAAUUUUCUGGUGGCAUCCGGUUGACGUCAUGGUCGAUUACCUCGAAACUACUCAUUUCCAAGCACCAGCAAGUGCAGCUGCUCGAGGCUGCCACAGUGCUGGUCAACAUGAACGUGGACGACGACACCCCCGAACAGUCCCCCGAUGCGGAGUCGGAACUCUCCUCCGCUUCGCCAGAUGCCUCUUCGGUCGUGCGUGAUGGGAUCAGCUCCGCCGAGACCACGCCACCCCCGAUGGAUGAGCAGGAGGAAGACGACGACUUUGAGAUGUCUGGCAUGCCAGCGAACUGGACCAAGCGCCCCAGCAUCAGCAACGCCUUCUCUCGCUCCUACCAGUCGAUCCCCUCCAGCUCGUACAACGGCAGUGCCCCGCUGCAUUCCCCUGCCUUCUCUCACUUCCGCAAGUCGAGCAUCGACACCCGUCCUUCCACCGCAGACACCCGACUUCACGAGGAUGACGAGGCGGAUCUGGCAGCCGCCAUCGGGCUGUGCAACUUCGGCACUCCCCGCACGGGACCAGUGGCUAUGACUCCGGAUGUGCCUCCUGUCCCUCCCUUGCCGGCUCGUUACCUCGACUCGGGCAGCCAGCCUGGAAACUUGAGCCCUGGCUUGGGUCACUCCGGCCCCGGUCCGAUGAACGAGGCCUAUCGCCGCAACUCCAAUGCCGAUGCCUUCCUCUCCGCCUCGCUCAAUCCAUCACUCUCAUACAAGGUGUCGGAUGAGCGUGGCGCACGAAACGGCAGUAACGAGGCUACCGCUCGGGAGUCCCGUCACCGACGCAACGCAGAUGUCGACUUUGGCAGCCGCCGAGCCCCUGCAGAUGACGAUGACGACGGCGUCUUUGGUCACAUGGAGGAGUAG